Messenger RNA from Malus domestica (apple), 837 nucleotides. The record is from RefSeq and is a predicted model, not a curated record. NCBI's taxonomy places the organism in Eukaryota, Viridiplantae, Streptophyta, Magnoliopsida, Rosales, Rosaceae.
UUGAUUUUGGUUUGGUUCAGCUAGGGUUUAGAUGAGUCCACUUGCUAUGGUGAAGAUGGAAGAUGCUAAAUUCUGCUUGAUGGAGGUCGUUAAAGAAGAUAUGAAGCGAAGGUUAAAGAACACUAAUAUGAAGCCUCUGAGUCACUCAUCAUACUUAAGACUGCAAGUUCUGUGUCAAAUUUUUUAUGAUGCAGAUGAGAAGUUGCAUGUUUUGGAUGAAUUGUCUAUUUCUGAUUUGAAGUCAUUCAUUCCCGAGCUUUGUUCCCAGCUAUACAUUGGGGGCCUUUGCCAUGGAAAUUUGUUAGAGGACGAAGCAAUUACCCUGUCAAAUAUAUUCAAAUCGAAUUUUUCUGUACCACCACUGCCUAUCAAAUUGAGGCAUGAAGAGUACGUUAUUUGUCUUCCUCCUGGUGCUAACCUGAUUAGAGAUUCCAAUGUGAAGAAUAAGUCGGAAACGAACUCUGUGAUUGAGCUGUUUUUUUCAAGUUGAGCAAGAAGCAGGGAUUGAGUCAAUCCGAUUGAAAGCAUUGAUAGAUCUUUUCGAUGAAAUUGUGGAGGAACCACUUUUCAAUCAACUAAGGACGAAGGAGCAGCUUGGAUAUGUUGUUGAGUGUGACCCACGGGUAACAUACCGUGUAUAUGGUAUUCUCUCAAUUCCCCUCUCAAUUGAUGCUAAAGUAUUUGUUAAAAUUCUUAGAUUUAGGGUUUGGAUAAAUUAAUUUUAGGGAUUUUGAUUGUGGUUGAAAUGUUUUAGUAUUUCUCUGCACAUUGCAAAAUUUUGGUACUAUUUGAGAGUUUUGGUGUUGCAAUAAGGGGUGGUUUGGGAGUGAGGUGCUU